AGAGCUAAUCAGUUUUAGGGGAAAUUGGUAGCUGCUUUACUGCCUGUUCCAUGGACUGAAGGAGAAGAUGGAAGAAACGUCAACACUUUUUUGUUGUUGUCGUCAGAAGCCAAUAAGAUAGACUUGCAUUAUGUGUCUCAAAUGGAGUUAAUGCCCUAUGCUAUAAACGGCCACCGCUUAAUAUAUGACCCAACUACUGUGUUCCCCAAUGUCUGUGAACUUUUGAGUUUCAACGUUGUUAUCCAACCUUAAUUGUUGUUGUCUCAGCUAGUUUGUGUUUGGUCGUUACCAUAGGUACCGGAAUAUCGGCGUUUGCCUAUACAGAUGAUGUUGGACUUCACCGUCAAUCUGAAAACCCUUGGGUUUGAGUGUGGACUAAACGAAACUGAAAAGGAAUACUUGUUCCUGCGUGCACGAUCCGCUGGACUGUCUAUUUGUGGAUGUGCGCAUGCUGCUUUUGUCUGCAAACUUGCUAAUUCCUUGAGGAAGACCAUUCAAAGGAGAAUUGUGGACCAAGAUGUAGGGGCAUCAAGUGUCUACAGGCCAGAGAUGGAGCUAAAGGUGGGUAUUCUUGGAGGAGGUAACCUUGGUAAACAGUUGGCCCAUGUGCUUCUGGAAAAGACUGGAAUAAAACCAUCUCAAAUCAACAUUUCAACUCGGAGACCUGAAACUCUUGAAGAGUGUGUCAAAAUGGGGAUUAAGUGCUACUUUGACAACCGGAGACUUGUGGCCUGGGCACACCUGCUGUUCCUCUGCUGCCUGCCCUCCCAGGUGACCACGGUGUGUGCAGAGAUCCGCUCUCACGUACCCAAACACUGCCUGGUGUACAGCUUCACGUCUGCUGUGUCUGUCAAAAGGCUGGCACAGAUUCUUGGACACGACUUCAUUCUGAAACCACAAUAUGAAUUUGGGGUUUGUGACUGGAGUGAUGAGUGGCUGUCCCACAGUCAUCUGACUCUGGCUGUAAAAGACCCCAAAUUAGUGGAAUCAUCUUGUCCUCUUACACUGAGUGGUAGCCUGUCUCUGAAUCCAAAGUGGGUGUCUGGACUGUUCUAUUCUCUCCUGAACAUCUGCACCGAAACACAGAGGACAUCGGCUGAAGCCCUGGAACUAAUCAAUGAGCUAUUUAAGUUGAAAGAGUCAGACACUGUGAAAUUCACCCAACACAGUUAUGUCAGUUCUUCAUAUGCAUCAUCCCUUUCCCCAGACGAGCCUUUUCCCUGGAUAAAUUUGAUUGAUGCUCAGACAAAGGAGACACCAUUAUCAUGCUUUAUAACAAGGAACAAAGCAAUUCAAGGGUGUAUCUCUGCUGUUUACAAACAAUCCCUCGCAGGGCAGGAACACUAAAAAUGGAAGAUAAUGGCACUAGUUAAAGAAGGUAUCACAAAAUACAGCAUCUCGUGUCAUGUUGCUUUUCAGAAAUAUUUUAUGCCAAUACGUAGGUAUUCAAUAAAGAUCUAUUGAUGA
Molecule: messenger RNA, 1467 nt
Organism: Hypomesus transpacificus
Lineage: Eukaryota; Metazoa; Chordata; Actinopteri; Osmeriformes; Osmeridae
Gene: noxred1
Product: NADP-dependent oxidoreductase domain containing 1
Exons: 7
Coding region: 325-1347 (340 amino acids)
Biological process (GO): L-proline biosynthetic process
Molecular function (GO): pyrroline-5-carboxylate reductase activity
Source: RefSeq, a predicted model, not a curated record